Molecule: messenger RNA, 750 nt
Organism: Pyricularia pennisetigena
Lineage: Eukaryota; Fungi; Ascomycota; Sordariomycetes; Magnaporthales; Pyriculariaceae
Exons: 2
Coding region: 1-750 (249 amino acids)
Molecular function (GO): protein binding
Source: RefSeq, a predicted model, not a curated record
AUGCGACAGCACCACGUUUCGCAGCGCAAAAUAAUACGAAAAGUCAUCAAGGCAUUUGGCCCUAACUGCGCCGUACUUCAAAAGGUUGCUCCUGAUGAAAAAAUGGAAGGCAUAUCGAAGAAAAGCCCGGAAAAACAGGAAUAUAAUAUACACUCUCACCUCGUUUCUGAACAGUCUGCCACUCUGAGGACUACUGUCCAUGGGGAGUUUAAGGAAGCAAAGGAUGGCUUUGUCACCUGGGACGAUAUCGACGAGAGAACCUUCUUGAGCUUUUGGGAUUACGUGUACACCGGAGAUUACGAUGACCCAGAACUGGUUGUUGGGGCAGAGGAAGAUACUGACGAUAGCUCCAUCGAACAUGACGGUAUUACAGACGCAAAUGGUCCCAACCACCACUCGGCCCAAGCCUCAGCCGCUGAGGAGCAUGGGCUUGAGCUUCAACCCGAGGAAGUUGCAAUUGCGGAAACCGAAGCGCCUUCGGCGUCAAUCUGGGUACACACGCCAGAGAAGAAGGCUAAGAGAAGAAGGAUACCAAAGCGGGAAGUGCUAUGGAAUGACUUUCAGAAGUCCUGGCCUAUAGACAUGUCCAUAUACGUUGAGUAUGGGACACGCAGUAUUGGGAGUCGGCCAACAGAUCAUGGAGAAUUGGAUUGUUCAGGUUGCAGUCGUCUUAAUGAUGCCGUCGUGGUCGUGUCGCACGCAAAAGUCCUGCGGUGUGGUGCUGUCCUUGACCCUCUGAGUUUGUGGUAA